Molecule: messenger RNA, 1737 nt
Organism: Theileria annulata
Lineage: Eukaryota; Apicomplexa; Aconoidasida; Piroplasmida; Theileriidae
Exons: 1
Coding region: 1-1737 (578 amino acids)
Biological process (GO): regulation of DNA-templated transcription
Molecular function (GO): DNA-binding transcription factor activity
Source: RefSeq, a predicted model, not a curated record
AUGAACUUUAUGCCCGAAACAAUUGAUAAUAAAACGUAUGUUGGAUCAUUUGUGCCUGAGUUCCAACAACCCAUUUCAGAAGACUUACAGAAAACUACCUCUUUCGUUGAGGGAUCUUGUGACUCCCUUGAAGGAUUUGGCACCCUAAACUCGCCCUCGGCAGAAACAGACUUCAAAAGAAGCGACACCUGUUUCGAGGAUCUGGACGGAAACGCAGAAACCUCAGUUCCAGAGUCAGAUUUCGUCCCAGAGUAUUUUGACAUUUAUGGGCAAAAUGAACCAUUUAACAAGGUCUAUUCAACUUUUGUUACCAAGCCAAAAUGGGAACAGGAGUGUGAAGUUUCCCAGGAUUACCAAAAGGAGAAACAGGAUACAACAACCACGACCUCAGAUUCGGGGUUCAAGGUCAUGCCAUUUAACUCCAAAACGCUAUUUUUUGAGGACGAUUUCCGGUACGUAACAUCGAAAAUGCUGAGUUACCCGAAGAACACGAACUCAAAUUCUGAUUAUUGGGACAAAACUGACACAUCUGGCAUGCCCACGUCAAACUACCUAUUACAACCAGCAUACAAACAGGAUUCUGGAAAGGAAUUUUACAAUUUUCCUCAUUUUACGAAGGAAGAUCUGAUGGAUAAGGCUGAGCUGGCAUCGACGUCCUUUGCUCAAAUAACAAACACCAUGGCUAAUUUAAACACUAAUGGAAAUAACAGUGUGCCAAUGGCUACAAACAAUUUAGUGAACCAAAGCGUGAUUGAUAAUUCUCUAAAUCAAAAUUUUCAUCCUAAUAACCUCGUCUCUAAUAUGGGACCAUUUUUUCUUAACACACACGACGUUAAGAGACCGCUUUUUCUAAACACGUCCAUGUUUAACACGGGCCUUCUUCUUGACUCUGAUUUGUACCUAUUCCCAACCUUGACUAAUAAGUGCUAUAACCUGAUUUCUAAUUACCAAAUUGCCACCAAUUACUGCGUUUAUAUUGGUGCAGACUACAACAAAUUAGUAUGCACGUGCAACGUUGUGAGACCAAAUGGGUCAAAUUCACACUCAGUGAACUGCAACGUUGUGGCUGCAGGAGUGGAACUAUCCACCGAGUCGUGGCCAGUCUGCAAAGCCUCACAAAUGUACUCCCUCAUUAACCGAUGGGACAAGAUACUUAAGAAGUAUAGAAAACUUCAAAGCAGUUCUGAAUACUCCUUUUAUUUACCUGAGGACUACAAGCCUCCAGUUUACGUGGGACUGGAUGAAGAUAAGAACGAGAGGGCCAAUUUAACUUCAAACCUGGUUAAUUAUAAUCCGGAACACAUGAAAAACGCAAACAGUCUGAUUUCAGAAAUCACUGGAAUUAAGUUGAAUGUGGACAAUUCUGACCAGUUUUCACUUAGAAAUGCAGUUUCUGAGCUCCUUCGAUCAGAAGAGCCGUCAAAACGGAGAAAAACAAAGCACAAGAUUGACUUGUCAUCCAAAUUCUCCAGGGAUUCUGACCUGUCGAGCAUAGCCUCAACUACGGACGGCGACCCAAAGAACGAGCGCAAAGAUCUUCACCAACAGGGCACAGAAAAGGUCAGCGGAGUGUGGUAUGACACAAACAGACACCUCUGGAGAGUUGUUUACAUGAAGGGAAAUAAAAGGAAAACGCAAGGCUUUAGCUCACUCAAGUUGGGUUACGAGGAAGCUAGAAGAAAAGCCAUUCAGAUGAGGCACGAAAUGGUUGCACUUAGACAUAAUGAUAAGAUUUAA